Molecule: messenger RNA, 1618 nt
Organism: Notodromas monacha
Lineage: Eukaryota; Metazoa; Arthropoda; Ostracoda; Podocopida; Cyprididae
Source: the annotation of a GenBank genome assembly
UCCUGAUUGACAAUGGAUUCGCAGUCUUGGACAACGAGUCCAUUGAAAGACACAUAAUGAAGAACAUCCCGGGAGGACACAACCUUUUUGUGCAAAACAUGGAAGUUGCCAAGAAGAUUGAGAACGUUUAUAAUAAAUUCAAGUUGUACCUCACCAAGAGGGAUGAAGCCAGCAAGAACAUCUUGAUGGGGCACUUGAGGAAGAUUGAUGAACAUCUCGGUCGGAGUGGGACUCGCUUCCUCACUGGAGACACCAUGUGCUGCUUUGACUGCGAAUUGAUGCCCAGACUGCAGCACAUUCGCGUAGCUGGCAAACACUUCUUGGAUUUCGAGAUCGACCCAAAUUUGUUGGAUUUGUGGCGAUACAUGGCAACGAUGUACAACCUGGAUGCGUUUAUUCAGAGCUGUCCAGCGGACCAGGAUAUCAUCAAUCACUACAAACUGCAGCAGGGUGUGAAAAUGAAGAAGCACGAGGAGCUGGAAACCCCGACUUUCACAACAUCCACGCCAAUUGCCGCAGGGCACUGAAAAGCCCCUUUGAAAUCGAAGCUGAUGAAGUAACCAGCAAAAAAAUACUCGACAUGACAGGUCGACAAUAAUUUCGUUAGUUUCUACGGAAAACAAAUUUUUUUGCAUGGCUGCGUUAAAGAGUUUUGAUUGAAAGGUCGUGUCCUAAUAAUUGAUGCUGGUAUGUCUUCCGGGAAGCAUCCAGUUCCUCAAGUUUCUCUAGAGAUUUGAAAGUAGCGAGAGAAAGAAGUAAGUCUUAUAUCAAUUGGCGCUCGAAUCGGGUUUGCUUUAAAGUGGUGUAUGUUUCGCUUUUUCAAACGUUUGGCAUCUUGAUGAAGGUCCAGUGAGCGCCAGGGGGAAUUCAGAGUACAGAUUAAUUCCUACAAUAAUCUUAUGCAAUGCUGAAUCUUUCUAUGACUCAAACUUAGAUAUAUGUGAACCCCUCUCUUUUAUGUUGCAAUAUCGUCCCAAUUGGUGUCUGUAGUAAGAAAGACGUUGAAUUGGCUGGUACUCGGUUCCCCUUGGUGCUCAGUUGUUGAGUGGUCAUGCAUGAAGAGAGCUUCUAUUCCUAGGGUUUUUUUUUUUACUAAACUUAAUGCUUUCAGCCAAGUCAGCGUGGUUAAUCUCACGGUGGUAUUCUCGAUAAUUUGCUGCUUGCCUUAGUAUGCAAUUUACUUCAGUGGAAUUUCAAGUUUAUUUGUUUCGUUUUCUCUUAGGAGUUUAUUGUCAGUUAAAAUGGACCACCUAUGUAAGAACCUAGUCCAUUCGCUUGCGAAACGCUCACAAUUUUCUGUACUUUGAAAGGUGUAUAGUAGUGUCCAGUCUGAGGAGGGGAGAGGAAAAAAGUUUGAGAGGCAUUCUGAAAAAACCCCUGUUCUAUUCCCUGUACUUUCCGCGUGGUUUACAAUUUUCACAGCCCCAACUUUUUGGUACCCCGGGGGAGAUGGAAAUCGGGGUUGAAACGUUAUUCGAGUUACCCUGAAGCCACCGGGUUCUACUUUCCGUGAUGCUGUGGCGAUGUGAAAUGGUAUUUUGCUGAGUGCUUGAUGUGCAGUUCCUCGGCGUGCCUUCUUUUGAUUCCGAGAAGAAAUGUACUCAAAUCUUUCCUCCAA